This is a messenger RNA of Erpetoichthys calabaricus (reedfish), 1640 nucleotides long. RefSeq names its product chemokine-like factor. The record is from RefSeq and is a predicted model, not a curated record. Lineage: Eukaryota; Metazoa; Chordata; Cladistia; Polypteriformes; Polypteridae. Bases 518 to 952 code for a protein of 144 amino acids. Gene Ontology annotation, cellular component: membrane. The transcript is spliced from 4 exons.
CGUGACAGCACCUUGUGAGCGGACACGCCCACGCCAGCCCUCAAUCAUAACUAGAAACCUAAAGCGACCUGACGGGAUUUUUGAAAAAAAAACCAAAAAAAAAAAAACCAAACAGUUGAAACAGUUUUAACUUUAUCGGCGUGCUACACAGUAUUCAUUAAGCGGUAAUUUAGAAGAGGUUCACUGCGCCCCGAAUGUCUGCCUUUGUUAUUAACACGAUGCCUACUAAAUGUCUCCCUAUUUUACUACAUACUGAAUAGCUUUGUACAUUUGAUUUGAGUGUCUUUGUUUUUCAUAAUAUUCGGUACUGGGUUGCGUGACUCCAUAGCAAUGUACUGGUUACAGAUCGCAGAUAAAACACGUUUGGUUCAUUGCACAAAUGUGACGUAAAUGCUACCAUAAUAGACAGUAUCUUUUUUUUUGUUUGUUUUUUUUUUACCGCAUACGCAAUCAAGGAAGAUGUAGUCAGUAAAAAAUAACGGAAGAAAAGCAAAGCUAAGGCGCACGAUCAGUUAACAUGGACGUUGACGCAGCUUACCCCCGGUCUCAAAGAGGCGCCCUGAAGAUCGCAGAAAUGGCUGUUAUCUUUGUAUCACUUAUUUGCUUUUCUUCAGUUCCUGACACUCCUUAUAUUACUGUAACCUGCUUGGAAAUGCUGAUAAGUCUCCUGAUUUUCCUCUUGUAUCUGACAAAAUUAAACAAGAAGAUAACAAUUUUCUUCUGGCCUCUGAUUGACAUUUUAAACUCAACCUUUGCAGCAGUGUAUAUGUGCAUUUUGUGUUUGAUUGCUGUUAGCACAUAUACUGCACGUGGGACUUUGGCAGGAGGGAUUACUGGUUUAAUUGCUUCUGGAAUCUUGGCUACUGAUGGCUAUCUACUCUUCACAAAAAUUACUUUUAAUCAAUGUAAACGUCCUGAGAUUUCAGCCACAAAUAAACCUGAAAUAAGUUGAGAAAGUAACUUAAGUAACUUAUUUGUAGCAUAUUGCAGGAUUGUUUAACAAUUGUGUACUAUACUCAUUUGUAUUUUUAUUUUAUUAUUAAUUAAUUAUUAAUUAAUUUCUAUUUUCAGUAUUUAAAUGUAUAAAUUUGUCAAUUUUAUGCUGAUAUUUAUGCCAAUUUAUUCAGAGGAUUUAACAGAGCAUUUUACUGUGAAAUAUUUUAUAAUCAGUAAUGUAUUAAUACUGUAUUAGAUACUGUGUUUAUUUUCUAAAAAUAUAUUUUUUAAAAUGAGUUAAUUCAGUAAUGUAUUAGUGCAGAUGUGAUUAAACUUACAGAACAUAUCGAUAUGUUUUCAAGAUUUUGUUACGCUAGCAAUUAUUGCUGUCUGUAGGCUUAGUGAUUUGCUAGCUUUUUCAGCUAGAAAGAAACAGGAGCUGCUGGAAUUUUUUGGCUUAUUUAAAAGGCAUGCUACCAAGUGUCAUUUAAACUUGUAUGAGAUCUGAAACUGCUUUCAAGGGGAAAAUGUAAAACACAGAUGUGAUGGUAAGCUUCCUUUUGUAUUUGUACUGUGACUUUUUAACUUUGCUGCCAUCUUCUGUUAAUCACAUAUUUUUUCAUAUUGGUAUUUCCUUUAUGACCAGAAAUAGAUACAGAGUGUUAUAACAUGAAAUAAACCUUGUCAGGCUAUUUUGUACAUAA